CGCGCCGUCCCCACCGCGCACCGCAAGCGAAAUCGAGACUCGUUACGUCCUCCCAGCGACCGUAACGCCGAGAUGCUUCGCCCGUCCUCGAGAACCGAGGCGCGCAAGAAGGGCUUCAAGAAGGCCACGGACGCGGAUGAGGCGCGGCGGAAGCGCGAGGAGGGGAUGAUCCAGAUCCGCAAGGACAAGCGCGAAGAAGCGAUGCUGAAGAAGCGCAGGUUCGCAGACGGCAUGGGCGUGACCGCGGUGGGCGAAGACUCCUCCGCGACCACGUCCGUCGCGAGGCUCGAGAUGCUCCCCACGAUGUGUGAGGGCGUCAGGUCGCAAGACCCCGCCGCGCAGCUCGAGGCGACGACGCAGUUUCGGAAGCUCCUGUCCAUCGAGCGCGCGCCCCCGAUCGAGGAAGUCAUUCGCGCGGGCGUCGUCCCGUACUUUGUCGAGUUUCUCAAGCGCGAGGAAUUCCCGCAGCUGCAGUUCGAAGCCGCUUGGGCGCUGACGAACAUCGCGUCCGGGACGUCGGAGAACACCGGCGUCGUCAUCGACAGCGGCGCGGUGCCCAUUUUCGUCGCGUUGCUGCGGUCGCCGUCGGAUGACGUGCGCGAGCAAGCUGUGUGGGCGCUCGGGAACAUCGCGGGCGACUCCCCGAAGUGCCGCGACAUGGUCCUCUCCACGAACGCGCUCGGGCCGCUCUUGGAGCAGCUCAACGAGCACUCCAAGCUCACGAUGCUGCGGAACGCGACGUGGACGCUGUCCAACUUUUGCCGCGGGAAGCCGCAGCCGCAGUUUGACCAGCUCCGCGACGCGCUCCCGGCGCUCGCGAGACUGGUGCACAGCAGCGACGAGGAAGUCCUCACGGACGCGUGCUGGGCGCUGUCGUACCUCUCCGACGGCACGAACGAUAAGAUCCAGGCCGUGAUCGAGGCGGGCGUGUGCCGGAGGCUCGUCGAGCUCCUCGGCCGCCCGACGCCGAGCGUGUUGAUCCCGGCGUUGAGGACGGUGGGGAACAUCGUCACCGGCGACGACUACCAGACGCAGAUCAUCAUCAACUGCCGCGCGCUGCCGAGCCUCCUCGCGCUCCUCACCACGGAUCACAAGAAGUCGAUCAAGAAGGAAGCGUGCUGGACCAUCUCGAACAUCACCGCGGGGAACAAGGACCAGAUCCAGGCGAUCAUCGAGAGCAACAUCAUCCCGCCGCUCGUGUACUUGCUUCAGCACGCGGAGUUUGACAUCAAAAAAGAAGCCGCAUGGGCCAUCUCGAACGCGACGUCGGGGGGGACGCACCAGCAGAUCAAGUACCUCGUCGAACAAGGCGCGAUCAAGCCGCUGUGCGACCUCAUCGUGUGCUCGGACGCGCGCAUCGUCACCGUCGCGCUCGAGGGUUUGGAGAACAUCUUGAAGGUGGGCGAGGCGAUGAAAACCGAGGGGAGCCCGAACCAGUUCGCGCAGUUCAUCGACGAGGCGGACGGCCUGGAGAAGAUCGAGAACUUGCAGAACCACAACAACAACGACAUUUACGACAAGGCGAUGAAGAUCCUCGAGGAGUACUUCGGCCUCGAGGACGAGGAGGACCAGAACCUCGCGCCCGCGGCGGACGCGAACGCGGCGCAGUUUGCGUUUAACCCCCAGCCCGCCGCGCCGCAGGGCGGGUUUGACUUUUCCGGGAUGCAGUGAUUCUGCAUCUCCCGGACGUAUUGACUAACGGAACCUCCGCGGAGACGACGCGGGAGGGAUAGCUGACUUAACACAACUAGCGGGGUCGUCGACGACAUCGACGGCCCGACGACGUAGCCACUUAGAGCGAAAGCUACGAAUUUUUCAUGCAAAUAAUACGCGCACACGAUGUACUAU
This is a messenger RNA of Micromonas pusilla CCMP1545, 1848 nucleotides long. RefSeq lists its product as uncharacterized. Gene Ontology annotation, cellular component: cytoplasm; nucleus. The coding region runs from base 73 to 1671 and encodes 532 amino acids. Gene Ontology annotation, molecular function: nuclear import signal receptor activity; protein binding. Lineage: Eukaryota; Viridiplantae; Chlorophyta; Mamiellophyceae; Mamiellales; Mamiellaceae. Gene Ontology annotation, biological process: NLS-bearing protein import into nucleus. The transcript is spliced from 3 exons. The record is from RefSeq and is a predicted model, not a curated record.